This is a messenger RNA of Neoarius graeffei (lesser salmon catfish), 1131 nucleotides long. Its product is annotated as protein FAM167A. The record is from RefSeq and is a predicted model, not a curated record. The transcript is spliced from 2 exons. The coding region runs from base 684 to 1025 and encodes 113 amino acids. NCBI's taxonomy places the organism in Eukaryota, Metazoa, Chordata, Actinopteri, Siluriformes, Ariidae.
UUGCCUCUUGGGAAAUACGCUCGCUUUACACACAAAAGUGCUAAUUCUGUUUCUCCACAGCAAGCUUUUGUGGUGUCCCACUGAAAAGCACAGACUCCAGCUUCUUAACCGCUGCCUCGUUUGACGUAUGAUGGUGAUGAGUUGUUGUUUUUUUUCAGGCCUAUAAAACCUGCGUAAAAGGUCAGAAGAAAACUAGCUGUCGAGACACUGUACUCCAUCACAAAGAAAGACUGGACUGAGAUCUUUCUCGCAGCACAUUUCUCACACAAAGGCUGAAUGGGCGCGUAGUGGGGGUGAGUGAAAGACUGAGUGAGCACGGCCCCCUGCACCUUUUCAUUUCUUUUGGAUGAAACAAUAGUCUUUGUCCACAGUGUCCCUCCAUUCUUCUUGCCGGGUUGGGGAGGUGUUUCUCUAUAGUAACAGUGACAAAACAAGGCAGGCCCAAAUGUGCUAGCAGGCUAGAGAAGGACUUGCACACUUGCUGCUCAUCAGUGACAGUUUCUCAGUGUUUUAGUGAGUACUCCAGAAAGAGCGCCAGGGACACGAGGAAGAAAAAAAAACCCACUAAUGUAUGACACCGGACUAAAGAUGUGUGUGUGAAAGAAGUCAGUCCCCUGAGGAAGGGCAUUAGUGCAACCAGGGCAUCGUCUCACACACUUUCAUUCACUCCCCUGGAUACCACAAUGAACCCAGAGACACAGUAUGAGGACUCAGUGUCCAUUAUGAUACUGGAGAACAUUAAAAACAAGCUCCGCCAUGCCUUCAGAACAACAGCCGAGCCGCGAGAGCCUUCUGAAAAUGACGAUGAUCCGAUGAGCGCUGGCAGGAGUUUCCAAGCUAAUGAAGAGCUACGCAGAGCCAAGAUAGACGGAGCAAUUACCUGGUUACGAUCUGAACUGCUGGAGAUGCGCUCGCAGGACCGGCAGCUGGCUCAGACCCUGCUCGGGCUUAACACUGAGAUCCAGAGACUGAGGAGGGAAAGUGGUCCUCUUUUAUUAGACUCCACUCACACAGAGCAGCACUGAGAUCAGCAUGACAAGUGGAAAAAAAUGUCUUCUUCAUAUCUGUUACUUUUGAUAUCUUGGCAUGCGACCCUUACGAAAAUCUACCAUGGUUUACUAUGGUUUUACC